AUGGUCUCUACGGACAUUCCCCAUCUUCGACAGUAUGGAACAACCAAGCAGCUCAUCGUUAAUGGCAAACCAUACCUCAUGCUGGGCGGAGAGCUACAAAACUCAUCGCUCUCAUCUGCUGAGUACAUGAGCGAAGUUUGGCCAAAGAUGGUAGCAACAAAGGUUAACACUCUUCUUGGCUCCGUUAGCUGGGAGAUGAUUGAGCCUGAGGAAGACCGUUUUGACUUCGAAGAGCUGGAUAAAGUCAUUCUGGGUGCUCGCGAACAUGGCUUGCAUCUGAUUCUAUUGUGGUUCGGUUCUUACAAGAAUGGUAGAUCUACAUACGCUCCAUCAUGGGUCAAAACUAACCUAAAACGCUUUCCUCGUGCCGAGCUCAGAAAGGCUGGAGGUGUAGUCGAAGUUGCAGACGUCUUGUCUAUGUUUCAUGGAGAGAGCGUGGAAGCGGACGCCAAAGCGUUCCGAAAGCUACUCGUACACCUGAAAGAAGUCGACGAGAAACAUAGCACUGUUCUGAUGGUUCAGGUCGAGAACGAAGUCGGUCUUUUGUUCGACAGUCGAGACGGGAGCGCGCAAGCCAACAAGGUAUUCACGGAACCUGUACCUAGUGACCUCCUUGAGUUCUUGAGCAAAGACUACGACACACUUCACACGGAUCUUAAGAAUAAUCUGAAAACAUUUGUUGCUCGGUCGAAACCACAGUCUGGUACAUGGGAAGAAGUUUUCGGAUCAAGUAAUAAGACGGAAGAACUCUUCAUGGCUUACCACUACGCACACUACGUCAAUCGUGUAGCAGCAGCUGGCAAGGCCGAAUAUCCUCUCCCGCUAUAUACCAAUGUGUGGCAGAAUUACGUCGGAGAAGAUGCUGACAACGACGAGGAUACGCCUGUAGUAGUUGGAGGAGGUGGAGAACCAGGCGACUACCCUUCCGGAGGCGCAACAACCAAUGUUCUUGAUAUCUGGCUGCGUUUUGCGCCUGACAUCGACUUUAUCGCACCAGAUGUUUAUCUGAAUGAAUAUACGACCCUGUGCGAUAAGUACCGACAUCGCGAUAACAUACUCUUCAUUCCGGAACAGCGAAGAGACGAAUACGGUGCACGGCGAAUCUGGAUCGCGUACGGAACAUUUCAAGCUUUGCUAGCCAGUCCAUUUGGCAUUGAUACCCUGGAGCCAGAGACCAAUCCUUUCACCAAGCACUAUGGGCUACUAGCAAAGGUUUCUCAGCUCGUCUUGGAGGCACAGCAGAACCCUGGAUCCUCUGUUGGGUUCUGUUUCGAUGAACUCGUCGGCAGCAAAGACCCUUCGAAACCCAUCAAGAAGCGUUUUGGUGACUGGGAUCUCACUAUUGAGCGGUCCUUCGUUUUUGGAAAGCCAGGCACAGGCAGCGGCAUGGUCAUUCAUCGUGGCGGGGCGCGCUUCCUGCUCAUUGGCUGGGGCUUUCAGGUCACAGGUCGAUCGACAAAGGCUGAUACGAAGUUUAACGGCAUUCUCAAGAAUGAAGAAAAGGUUGUGGAGGAUAUGUCGACAGGCAAACUACGAACACUGAGAACGUUGGGUGGCGAUGAAACAAGGAGCGGAGCCAGCGCAGUGAUGCCUAACGAGGAUCCUGAUUACGGUGGCUUUCCUAUCGCUAUAACCAUCCCGGCGAAGACGGGUAUUGCAGAAGUGGAGUUCUACUCUUUCUGA
Molecule: messenger RNA, 1683 nt
Organism: Pyrenophora tritici-repentis Pt-1C-BFP
Lineage: Eukaryota; Fungi; Ascomycota; Dothideomycetes; Pleosporales; Pleosporaceae
Product: LacA, Beta-galactosidase
Biological process (GO): carbohydrate metabolic process
Cellular component (GO): vacuole; beta-galactosidase complex
Molecular function (GO): beta-galactosidase activity
Source: RefSeq, a predicted model, not a curated record